This is a messenger RNA of Aspergillus melleus, 1077 nucleotides long. Its product is annotated as zinc-binding alcohol dehydrogenase family protein. The record is from RefSeq and is a predicted model, not a curated record. Gene Ontology annotation, molecular function: oxidoreductase activity, acting on NAD(P)H. The transcript is spliced from 3 exons. NCBI's taxonomy places the organism in Eukaryota, Fungi, Ascomycota, Eurotiomycetes, Eurotiales, Aspergillaceae. Bases 1 to 1077 code for a protein of 358 amino acids.
AUGAAAGAAGUCAUUAACCUUGCCGGCCCGACGGUGAAAAUCGUCGACAGCCCAAUCCCCGAACCCAACGACGACCAGGUCCUCAUCAAGGUAGUCGUCAGCGGCUCCAAUCCUAAAGACUGGAAAUGCCCGGACCUUGCAGCAGAUCCCAACAAUGCCAUUCUUCAGUUGUACCCUCAGUUGAGUGAGGGAGUCAACCAAGGAGAUGAUAUUGCCGGGAUCGUGGAAAAGGUCGGGAAGAAUGUCUACGAGUUCAAGCCUGGAGAUCGCGUCGGUGCCUUCCAUGAAAUGAUUGCCAUCGGCGGAUCCUACGCCGAGUACGCCAUUGCCUAUAGCCACACUACGUUUCAUUUGCCCAAGGAAACAUCAUUCGAAGAGGCGGCGACUAUCCCGCUGGCUGGUCUGACGGCGGCGAUCGCUCUUUAUCAUCACCUUGCACUGCCAUUUCCCUGGAUGCCCGCGAAAGCGGCCAUUCCCUGCGUCAUUUACGGCGGAAGCACCGCAGUCGGCGCAUUUGCCAUCAAGCUCCUGCGACGGAGUAACGUGCACCCUAUCAUUGCCGUGGCAGGCAAGGGCGCCUCGUACAUUGAGCCUCUACUCGACCGGAGCAAGGGCGAUACUAUCGUCGACUAUCGCAACGGCUCCGAGCAAACCAUUCAGGGCAUCCGCGAUGCUCUCCGCGGGAAGGAAUUGAAGCAUGUCUUGGACACAAUCGUCCAAGAUCAAACUACGCAGAUCCUGAAGUCUGUUGUUGCGCCCGGUGGUAUUGUCAAUGCCGUCCUCGGGGGCGAGCGAGACGCCUCCCCAGGGGUGGCGACGAACACCUGGGUCUCGUCUGCCCACGAAGCCAGUGGAGACAAUGAUUGCCGGGAACUUUCCUACAUAUUCUGUCGUUGGUUCUCGCGAGAGUUGCAGAGGGGCAUUCAGGGAGAAGCACAUGCGUUCUCAGGCCAUCCGUAUGAGGUGCGACCUGGAGGAUUGCACGGAGUCCGAGAUGCCCUGCAGGACCUGAAGGACAACAAGGCGUCCGCGGUCAAGUAUAUAUUCCGCAUCGCAGAUACGCCGGGUCUGGCAUAG